This is a messenger RNA of Diospyros lotus (date-plum), 1188 nucleotides long. Its product is annotated as E3 ubiquitin-protein ligase MIEL1-like. Gene Ontology annotation, molecular function: ubiquitin protein ligase activity; zinc ion binding. The record is from RefSeq and is a predicted model, not a curated record. NCBI's taxonomy places the organism in Eukaryota, Viridiplantae, Streptophyta, Magnoliopsida, Ericales, Ebenaceae. The transcript has 12 exons. Gene Ontology annotation, cellular component: nucleus. Gene Ontology annotation, biological process: protein ubiquitination; ubiquitin-dependent protein catabolic process. The coding region runs from base 168 to 965 and encodes 265 amino acids.
CACAGCCGCCCCUUCUGUAUGUGCGGCUGGGUCCGAUUGAGCCUUCACCACAGCCGCCCCUUCUAAAAGUCGAGCCUCGUUCUCCCCUCUUUAUUCGCUUCUCUCUCUCUCUCUCUCUCUCAAUUGCAGCAGAAAGGGGCGACGGCGACAAGACAACCGGCCAAUCGAUGGAGCCUCACGACGACUCCCCUACCGAAAAGCACAAUCGCCUCGACUUCGGAAAGCUUCAAUUCGGAUGCGAGCAUUAUCUUAGGCGGUGCAGUCUUCGAGCGCCUUGUUGCAGUCAGAUGUUCUGGUGUCGUCAUUGCCACAACGAAGCAAUGAGCGCCAUGACCAAUCCCAAGGACAGGCACGAACUCGUUAGGCAAGAUGUUUCGCAAGUUAUUUGUGCAGUCUGCGAUGCGGAACAGCAGGUUGCUCAUGUUUGCACAAAUUGUGGUGUCAAGAUGGGGGAAUACUUCUGUGAAAUUUGCAAAUUCUACGAUGACGAUACAUCGAAAAAACAGUUUCAUUGUGAUGAUUGUGGGAUUUGUAGAGUAGGCGGUCGGGAGAAUUUCUUUCACUGCAGAAAGUGUGCAUCUUGCUAUUCGGUGGAUCUUCGUGAUAAUCACUUAUGUGUUGAGAACUCUAUGAAGAAUCAUUGUCCCAUCUGUUAUGAGUAUAUGUUUGAUUCAAUCGAAAGCACGACAAUUAUGAAAUGUGGACACACGAUGCAUUGGAAUUGCUUCUGGGAGAUGUCUGGCUCGAACCAGUACCGCUGUCCCAUCUGUUCUAAGACAGUCCUUGACAUGAAAGGAACAUGGAGAAGAUUAGAUGAGGAGAUUGAAGCUACACCCAUGCCUGAGGAGUACCGUUAUGAGGUCCCCAUCCUUUGUAACGAUUGCAACCAUACCGGUAAAGCAUUGUUUCACAUAUUUGGGCACAAAUGCAGUAUCUGCGAAUCAUAUAACACAAGGGUCGUUUGACGCACAGACCGUCAUCAUCGGCAGCCAGAGCAAGCUGAUCAGAGUACCUGAUCUGUGAAUUUAGUUUGCCAGAGUAGUUGUUUGGUUAGUUUUCCACCCAGUUAUUGUCAUAUUGUGGGCAUAUACUCCAAAAAGGGGAAAUCUCUUCUCUAUAUACUGGUUUUAUAUUCUUUUCACACACUGAUAAGAGACUAUAGUACUGAAUGUCAUGCCAAUUGAUUUC